CCUUAGGGGAGCAGAUGGGUGUUCAAGAAACUGAUGCUUUGUGCUUCAUUGAGUCCUUCAAAUCCAGAUAUCCAGGUAUUCAGAAAUUCCUGAAAGAGACAGUGAAGAAGUGUACCCAGGAUGGGUUUGUGCAGACAAUCAUGGGAAGGCAUAGAUACCUUCCAGCAAUUAAGGAAACAAAUCCUUACAAGAAGGCUCAGGCAGAGAGGCAAGCUGUAAACACCAUUAUCCAGGGCUCUGCUGCAGAUAUUGUCAAGGCGGCCACAGUGAAUAUACAGACACAGCUGGAAGCUUUACCUUCAAUAGUAAAAUCUUUUGGACAUUUGGAGAGCUCAUUCCCCAAAAUAUUGUCAGUCAUUCCUAAGACUGGAAAGUAAUUUACAAUUAUAAUAUAAUAGAGCCGCGGAGACGCAGUGGUUAG
This is a messenger RNA of Thamnophis sirtalis, 421 nucleotides long. Lineage: Eukaryota; Metazoa; Chordata; Lepidosauria; Squamata; Natricidae. The record is from RefSeq and is a predicted model, not a curated record.